UUGGUUAGAGUUCAGUUCUAAAGCUUCAUCAUGCACGGAAGCAUGUUUCUACGUUUUGUGUUUAUAAUCUCGGCAAUGGUGCUACAAAUUGCCUCAUCUAAUGUUAUAGUAGAAAAAAUCGAGGAAAAAGUUGAAAACGAAUGUAAUUUAUCAGAAGACUUAAUUAACGAAAUACGUGGAUACAAAAAUGUAGUUUUGAAAAUAACCGAUCAUAUUCUCAAUGGCAAGUUUAAAGGAGAAGUCCAUAAGAGUCUCCAAACCUUUACGGAUAAGUUUGGCUCAAGAAUGGCAGGUUCAGAUUCAUUGGAAAAAUCUAUAGACUACAUGGAAGCUCUGCUUAAAAAUGAAGGACUUGAAAAUGUCCAUACCGAAGAAGCUAAAGUGCCUCAUUGGAUAAGGGGCUUUGAGGCAGCUAGUCUGGUUUUACCCAGGAAGGCAAAAAUAGAAAUUUUAGGACUUGGUACAAGUGUUGGAACACCUCGAGGUGGAAUUAUCGGAGAAGUUGUGGCUGUUCGGACCUUUGACGAACUGCGAAAAUUACCCGAUUCAGAGGUUAAGGGAAAAAUUGUUGUUUUUGCUCCCACUUGGCAAGGAUAUGGAGCAACAGCAAGUUAUAGAGGAUCUGGUGCAACGGAAGCUUCGAAAAAAGGUGCUAUUGCCGCUUUAAUUCGUUCAGCAACACCAUUUUCAAUUGGAUCACCACAUACCGGCUCACAAACAUACGCCCAAGGAGUUAGAAAAAUACCUGCAGCUUGUAUAACAGUUGAAGAUGCCGAAAUGAUCUUGCGAAUGUAUAAUGAAGGUGAAACUGUUCAAAUUCGCCUCGAAAUGGAUGACUAUAAUUUAGAACCAGUUACUUCACGUAAUACAGUCUCUGAAUUGCAAGGAACAAAAUCCCCAAACAAGUCAGUGGUUAUAUUGUCAGGCCAUUUAGAUAGUUGGGAUGUUGGUGUUGGAGCAAUGGAUGAUGGAGGUGGUGCUUUUAUCUCAUGGAAAGCUGUGAAAUUCCUUAAAGAAAUGGGUCUCAGACCAAAACGUACAAUUCGAUCUGUUUUAUGGACUGGUGAAGAAUAUGGUUAUUAUGGUGCUAAGGAAUAUCAAAGAACACAUAAGGAAAAUGAAGCUGAAGAAUUUAACUUUUUUAUUGAAUCGGAUACUGGUACCUUCGAUCCAGUUGGAUUAGACUUCACUGGAAAUAAGGAAGCUGAAUGCAUAUUUAGAGAAGUUUUAAACUUGAUGGCCCCUCUUAACGCAACACAAUUUGAGACACCAGCUGAUGGUGGACCUGAUAUAUCAGUUUGGCUUAAUCGUGGAUUUCCAGGAGCUUCACUUUUGAACAAAAAUGAUAAAUAUUUUUGGUUCCAUCAUACAGAAGGUGAUAGGAUGUUGGUUGAGGAUCCUGACAGCUUGGACCGUUGUGUAGCAUUGUUUGCUUCAACUGCAUAUAUAAUUGCGGAUUUAAGCGUUGAUAUUCCCAAAGAAAUUAAAAAUUAAUUAGAAAUAAAUAAAGAA
This is a messenger RNA of Episyrphus balteatus (marmalade hoverfly), 1512 nucleotides long. Its product is annotated as carboxypeptidase Q-like. Lineage: Eukaryota; Metazoa; Arthropoda; Insecta; Diptera; Syrphidae. The transcript is spliced from 8 exons. Gene Ontology annotation, biological process: peptide catabolic process; proteolysis. Gene Ontology annotation, molecular function: metallodipeptidase activity. The record is from RefSeq and is a predicted model, not a curated record. The coding region runs from base 31 to 1494 and encodes 487 amino acids.